This is a messenger RNA of Camelus dromedarius (Arabian camel), 852 nucleotides long. Its product is annotated as putative protein SSX6. Lineage: Eukaryota; Metazoa; Chordata; Mammalia; Artiodactyla; Camelidae. Bases 1 to 714 code for a protein of 237 amino acids. The record is from RefSeq and is a predicted model, not a curated record. The transcript is spliced from 8 exons. Gene Ontology annotation, cellular component: nucleus. Gene Ontology annotation, biological process: regulation of DNA-templated transcription.
AUGAAGUUCACUGCCUGUUCUGAUUGGUUUACUGUCCUUGGGCCACGGAACUGUGGGAUUUCAUCUCAUCGUGAAGCGGCCAUUCGCCACCGCUCACCGCUGAGAACCUUUGACCUUGUGGACAGAGAGAUUCAGGUUGUGUUCCUUCGAGAUCAGACCAAUCCCAGCACCAUGAAUAGAGGCAGCUCCUUUGUAAAGAACUCCUGUGAUGAUACCCAGAAAUUAGAGAAGAAAUCCAAGGCUUUCAAGGAUAUUUCCAAGUACUUCUCUAAGGAAGAGUGGGCAAAUCUGGCAUACUCACAGAAAAUCACCUACGUGUAUAUGAAGAGAAACUAUGAAACCAUGACUGGUCUAGGUCUCAAGGCCAGCAUGCCAAAUUUCAUGUGUCCUAGAAGGCCAACCAUAAAAUUCCGUGAGCAUGAUUCUGAGGAUAAGAACCCUGGGAAUCAGAAAGAGUUUCCUCAGGAGGUUUUCAACAUGCAAGAGAGAAAACAACUGAAGGUGAUACCUGAGAAGCGUGAAAAGGAAACAUCUGGCUCAGAACAGGCUCCGAAACAGCUGUGCCCCCUGCAAAAAGAAGUUAGCUCUGAUCAGCAGAUUAAGGAGAUACCAGGACCCAAGAUAGAGAGAGUUAAAGUCUGGGCCAACAGACUGCGUGAAAGAAAGCACCGCGUGAUCUAUGAGGAGAUCAGCGACCCCGAGGAAGAUGACUAAUUCUCCCCAGGGAUGUGACAAGUGCCCAUGAUAAGAAGCAGAACCUGGUGGCCUUUCAUGAACAUGGGCAUGGCUGUGAACUCCUGGCCAUCAGGUCUAGAAAGUGAAAGAAGGAGUUCACAACAAUGACAAGUUAAA